Pristis pectinata (smalltooth sawfish) is the source of this 684-nucleotide messenger RNA. Its product is annotated as ferritin heavy chain, oocyte isoform-like. The record is from RefSeq and is a predicted model, not a curated record. The coding region runs from base 15 to 599 and encodes 194 amino acids. The transcript has 4 exons. Gene Ontology annotation, cellular component: cytoplasm. NCBI's taxonomy places the organism in Eukaryota, Metazoa, Chordata, Chondrichthyes, Rhinopristiformes, Pristidae. Gene Ontology annotation, biological process: iron ion transport; intracellular iron ion homeostasis. Gene Ontology annotation, molecular function: ferric iron binding; ferrous iron binding.
AAAAGGGACUGACCAUGAUUCUUCUGGAGCUCCUGUUGGUGAUAGUGAGUUGUAGUUCUGUAGAGAAGAGGAUGGCUUCCCAAGUGCGUCAGAACUACCACAAGGUCUGUGAGGAUGGUGUCAACAAGCAGAUUAACAUGAAGCUCUAUUCCUCCUAUGUUUAUCUCUCCAUGUCCUUUUACUUUGACCGGGAUGAUGUUGCCCUGCAUCACUUUGCUGAGUUCUUCAGGAAGCAGUCCCAUGAGGAACAGGAACGUGCUGAGAAACUGUUGGAAUUCCAGAAUCGGCGUGGAGGCCGGAUUUUGCUUGAGGACAUCAAGAAGCCAGAGCAGGAUGAGUGGAGCAAUGGUCUGGAGGCAAUGCAGAGAGCUCUGCAGAUGGAGAAGGAUGUGAACCAGAGUCUGCUGGAUCUACACAAACUCUCCACUCGGCACACUGACCCUCAUCUGUGUGACUUCCUAGAGAGCCACUACCUGGAUGAGCAAGUGAAGAUGAUCAAGAAUCUUGGAGAUCACAUCACCAACCUGAAGAGACUGGGAGCUCCUGAGAAUGGCCUGGCAGAGUACCUGUUUGACAAGCUCUCCCUGGAGGAAAACUGAAACCUCUAGUCAGAAUUCUAGUUUGUGAUUAGUACCAAGCUAAUGGAGUGUUAUGGUUGAAAAUAAACGGUUCAAUAGUGUACUC